AUGUUUCUCGUCUUAGGGACAUUUGCUCAACAUCACAUGAUGUGGCCGCCAAGACCUGGUGACGAAAAGUAUAAAGAGGGAUGCGGAAAAGAAAAAGAGGGCCAUGACCUUCAAUCUCAAACCCUAAAAACAAAAUGGGGAAAUAGCAGGUGGCGCAACUAUCCAAAGGCAUGGGAAAAUAAACGAGACGAGACCGAGUAUCCGCCAAGGCCUGGUGAUGCAGGAGUCGACGAAGACAUGGGCUCGACUGCAUCCAGUCUUUCCGAUGCCAUAUAUAAUGAAAUACAAACCCAUAAGCAUCACGGAAAUCGAAUUGCACCUGGCAAAAGAUCUUUAGCCCGAAGGAAGCUUAAUCGAUCAGAUUAG
Messenger RNA from Porites evermanni, 366 nucleotides. The record is from the annotation of a GenBank genome assembly. Lineage: Eukaryota; Metazoa; Cnidaria; Anthozoa; Scleractinia; Poritidae.